UCCUUGAAUACGCAAGACAGUAUAGCAUUUCAAAUUACCAAACAUUUAAAAGUCGUUAUCUAUACCUUGAUUCCUACCUGAAGGUAUCGGUGACCUCCAUCUACCAGAUACGGAAGCCGAUUAAACGAAAGCUUAUAAUCCGUUCAAACUAUCCUCUAUAAGCAAAAGACUACGAAGUUUGAAUUCUUGUUAUAACCCAUCAGCUGUGUUUGCGCAAGCGGCAUUUUGAGUAGAUUUAGUAGUAUUAGGAAUCAUUACAUAUGAGGUUACUAACGUGAGUCUGUUUUUCUUAUUGCAGGGCAGCAAAUGUAAUGGAAGCCAUAUUUAAGCUGACCCUGCAGAACGAUAGAUAAUUCUAUUUUGUAAUAGAUUUUCUCUUUUUUGUACCCGAUCCAAAUCUUUGAAUUUUCGAAAUAUAUGUUGUACUAGUACGUCGCGUUCUUACUACAGAGUCAUUUAACGAUUUGACUGUUGUGUUGUUGUUUCAGACCGUUUCCGCUUCCAAGUAGACGCUAAUAAUACGCGCUUCAGUGAUGCAUAAUUUAGAUUUCGACUACGAAGAGCCGGUUGAAAAACGUUUUGAAGACCUCUGUCAAGAUUUAUGUAUAGAUGGAUCUGUUAGAGAGGAAGCUUGGGAAAAGUACAAAGAUGUUUGGGCGAAUUAUUCGAUUGAUGGUGAUCAAAUCCAGUGGCUUGUUUGUUCUCUCUAUGAAUGUUGUCGCCGUUGUCUAUCAGACGGAAUUUCUGGACAUGUCGAUAACGCCUAUAUAUCUCUGUCACGAUUGUUAUCUGCAGCCAAAAUGAGUAUGGUUCAGUUUUUCCAUCGUAUUAGGAAAUGGGCUGACAUGACUGAUAUGCUGGAUGAUAUGAGAGAUCGCAUCGAGCUCAUUGAACGUCAGUUCUCCGUUUCAUCGGUGAUAUUUCGUAAUUUCGGUCGAUCGUUUGGGGUAUUAUUUUCUGACACAGAUUAUGAGACCAGUCAAAUGCGCCCAACGGGUUCUGACUUAUUCAGGUUUACAUGGCUGCUAUUCAUCAAGUCUCGAGCAAGUUUUCCAGCAGUUACCGAUGAUUUAGUCAAUUCCUAUCACUUACUAGCCUGCUGUUUGGACUGGACUCUUGGUGCAGUUAUGCUUUCCAGAAGACGAGAUUUGAUCAAUAUGGAGCAAAAUGGUUUGCCUAGGGAUUUUUUAACUUCAGUUGCUCAAAACAAAACUUGGUGUCCACCUCAUGAUGAGCCAACUUGUAUGCUACGUCCAAUAUGCGAAGAUAAUGAUGUUAAUUAUGUUGAGUGUAAAACUGUGAAAGAACACUUUUUUCGACCAUUUAUGCUAAGGUUGAUUGAAAAGGAUUUGAUCAAACUUCACCCUUCAGUUCUUGGGAGUUUAUUAGAACAGGAAAAUUUCGAAAUAACAAUUCAAAAUUUGAACAAUAACUAUGAGGAAUACAUUAUCGGUACGGGGGACUUUGAUGAACGUAUUUAUCUGAGCCCGAAUGCAUCAGAAGAAAUUGGAUCAAUCGGGGAAAGUACUGUUCAGUCUGAUUUUCAUCUACCUGUCGGUCUGACACCAUCUGCGCGCCGAUAUAUGCUCGAAGUUAGUAACUCUGGUUUUGGAGGUUUCACUGAGACUACGCGGCGUGGUAAUGCGAAUGCUGGUGCUAUCAGUCGUCUUAAUGGAGGUGUCAAUUUUAGCAAUCCUGAAGCUCGAAGUCAAAAUCUCAAUCAAUUACAAAUUUUGUUAAAUGGUCGAAACAAUGAGCCAUGUGAAUCUUUAGUCCAUCUUAUCAAUGCACAUUGUUCUGUAUCACCACUCUCUACAAUUCGUGAAAGAUUAGAUAAUUUAGGUGAACAAUUUCAACGAGCUUAUGCUGGAUUAAAAUCAAUCAAUAGUAGUGGAGUAACAAUAACACCAACAGCGAAUAAUUUAGCAAUUUCAGCUGCACAACAACGACUACAAUUAUGUUAUCCAUUAUAUUACAUGGCUUUAGAAAAUAUUCUCUUAGAUGAAAUUCGUAGAAUCGAAAAGAAACUGGUUACUACUACUCCCACUCCACUCUCCAGUUCAAAUAAUUCAAAUAAAACACGCCGUACCCAUCCUGACCUUACCACAUUAUUAGCACAAGAUACAUUUCAUCGGGCUUUAUUCAUUUGUUGUAUGGAAAUAGUUAUGGUGAGUUGUGAUCCACCAAACCACCAUUUUCCAUGGAUAUUAGAAGCGUUAAGUCUUGAUUCAGUUCAAUUCUUUAAAGUCGUCGAAGUUUUAGUUCGUAACCUAGAUUUGCCGCGUGAAAUUGUUAAAUAUAUGAAUCAAGUUGUCGAAUAUAUUCUAGAUUCAUAUGCAUGGCGUACAAACUCUUCAAUAUGGUCGGUACUGAAAGCAACCGGACGAGCUCCAUCUAUUGAAGAAGUUAUACCUCCUGAAAAACUUGAUCAAGGUUCUAACGAUUGUUACACACGAAAUACUACUACCAUAUCUCCUGGCCGAAAAUUGUUAACUUCUAAUGUAAUAUCUACCAAAAAUAUAAAACUCUCACCAAAUUCUUAUGCUAAACAACCUCGUCUUACAGGUAGUAACAAUAGUAAUAAUAACAGUAAUAGUAUUACAUCUAAAGUAUCAGUUAGUCGACAACAAAACAUUGAAUUUUCAACAAAUCAACCUGGUAUCUAUCGGCUACUUUCAUCGGGAGUUGAAGAUGAAUCUGCUCAAGCAGCAGCUCAACUACUUGCAAGUGGAGCUACUGAUUCAGUUAAUAUAGAUUCUGGUCUUCUUGGAACAUCAGAUGAUGUUGGCAUCAAUCAGGAUAAUGUGAAUAUUGAUGUGAAACCGAUAACAGAGCAGUUAGUUGAUGAUUAUAUUGUUAACACCGCAGUUACUGUGACUAGUGCUACUACCACCGUUAAUAGUAGUAAUAAUAGUACUGUUGUUACAUCUCUAACGCCUGGUUCCGGCAAUACAAUUAAUUAUUUCCCUAUUCGACAUGAUUCAAUUGCCAUAUUUUUUCGACAAACAUAUCAAAUGGCCAGUUUACGUUUAAGAGAUUUAUGCGAACGUUUAAGUCUUACUCGUGAACUUAUGGCAAAAAUCUGGACAUGUAUAGAACAAGUAAUUGUGCAUGAAACUGAAUUGCUUAGAGAUCGCUGUAUAGACCAAGUUAUAAUGUGUUGCAUUUAUGGUAUAUGCAAACUUGUUCUCUAUCGUCCGCUUACAUUUGUUGAUAUAGUUCAGGUGUAUAGAAUGCAACCUCAAUCUUAUCGAGAUAUAUAUCGUCGUGUACUCAUCAACAGAGUUUCUUAUGGUCGUGGCAAUACUGAAGAACGCGGUGAUUUGUCUCGAUUUUACAAUGUUAUAUUUUUACCACAAAUGAAAGACUUCAUUAAAAAGGCAGCAUCUGUACGUUCUACAUAUAAUGAAACAGAUCCUAAUUGUCGAACAGGACAUCAUUCACUAGGCUCUGAUUCAUUAUCAACCGAUGAUAACACUGUAUUGAAUCAAUGGACGCUUCAUCCAUCGUUAUCCCCAAUGCCUAUUCUCGUAAACAAUUUAGCUUCAAAUUCUGCCGCGGCUCUCAAUUUAGGUCUUGAUCCAACAACUACAUCGGGAGAUAUAAUACAAGCUAGACGUUUAGCCAGUAAUCGUAAUAUAUUCAUCAGUCCAGUUAAACAACAAGUAAACCUAUCUCCCAAAAAAGUCAUUUUUACAGUCGGCCGAAGUACUGGUAAAGAUUUACAAGAUGUUAAUCUAAUGAUAAGCUCUGCUGAACGUCGUGCAUCAAUGGCUAAUUUAACAAUGGGCUUAAAACGUCCAGCAGGUGGUGGCAGUACAACGACUACAUAUGUUGCUAAUUCAUCUCCAUUCACAGUCACUUCUGGAACAAGUUCAUCACGUACAGUUACUUUAGUUGGACCAAGUGGAUUCACUACAAAACGAAUAGAUUUUGAUAUGUGAACAUUAACUCAAUCGACAUUGUAUUAUUAUUAUUAUUAUUAUUACUGCUAUUUUAUUAUACCUGCAUUUUUUUCUUUGAAAAAAAAAACAAAAGAAUUGAACAUUCACUAAUUCAUUGUUUUUUUUUAAUUAUCUUUGUGUUAUUAUCUGUGAAUAAACAAUAUCUAUAUAAAUUAUACCAAGAAUUUUC
This is a messenger RNA of Schistosoma guineensis, 4134 nucleotides long. The record is from the annotation of a GenBank genome assembly. NCBI's taxonomy places the organism in Eukaryota, Metazoa, Platyhelminthes, Trematoda, Strigeidida, Schistosomatidae.